Messenger RNA from Knipowitschia caucasica, 528 nucleotides. The record is from the annotation of a GenBank genome assembly. NCBI's taxonomy places the organism in Eukaryota, Metazoa, Chordata, Actinopteri, Gobiiformes, Gobiidae.
AUGCUAGAGUUUCUGGACCUGAGGAAAAGUCUACAGUCUGAAAUUCUAGACUCUCUGGACCUGAGGAAAAGUCUACAUUCUGAAAUACUAGACUCUCUGGAUCUGAGGAAAAGUCUACAGUCUGAAAUACUAGACUCUCUGGAUCUGAGGAAAAGUCUACAGUCUGAAAUCCUGGACUCUCUGGACCUGAGGACUAGUCUACAGUCUGAAAUCCUAGAUUCUCUGGACCUGAGGAAAAGUCUACAGUCUGAAAUACUGGACUCCCUGGACCUGAGGAAAAGUCUACAGUCUGAAAUCCUAGAGUCUCUGGACCUGAGGAAAAGUCUACAGAAAGGUCUACAGUCUGAAAUACUGGACUCCCUGGACCUGAGGAAGGGUCUGCAGGCUGAAAUCCUAGAGUCUCUGAACCUGAGGGAAAGUCUACAGUCUGAAAUCCUAGACUCUCUGUGUCUGAGGAAAAGUCUACAGUCUGAUAUCCUGGACUCCCUGGACCUGAGUCUGAAACACCUCCCUGAGACUGAGAACUAG